Oppiella nova is the source of this 1053-nucleotide messenger RNA. The record is from the annotation of a GenBank genome assembly. NCBI's taxonomy places the organism in Eukaryota, Metazoa, Arthropoda, Arachnida, Sarcoptiformes, Oppiidae.
AUGCAGGCGUAUUGUUUAUGCGUACCCGUGGCCUACCUGCUGAAUCUGCACAAAUUCCAUAGUUUAGCCACCAGCAAUGGCAUUCCACUCGCAGGUUUAGUUUUAACUGAACACCAUGAGCCAAAUCCAUUGGUUUUAGAGUUCUGCCAGUCUGCAAUCAAAAAUGGUCUACCGAUUUUACAUACACCACUCAGUACCUUUGAAACAGCACAGCAACUUGCCAAUUUAAGCAAUGAAAUUCCUGUGGAUGAUACUGAACGUGCCGAUCAAGUGACCCGCUUCGUUUCAAGCCAUAUUGAUCCAGAAUGGUUGACUCAGAUGUUAAAUGGUGAUGAGCCGCGUACCAUUCAAGCCGCAGCGAUCUGUCAAUCCCGCGGUAUUGCACAAUGUGUAUUAUUAGCAAAACCUGAAGCGGUACUUGAAGUCGCCAAAGCACGUAAUAUUGAACUCCCUGUGGAUUUAGAAAUUAUUGAUCCAGAUCUGAUCCGUGAAAACUACGUGACCCAAAUGGUUGAAUUACGCAAAGGCAAACUCAACGAAUUACAAGCACGUGAGCAACUGCAAGAUACUGUGGUACUCGGUACGAUGAUGCUGGCACUUGAUCAAGUCGAUGGACUUGUUUCUGGUGCUAUACAUACCACCGCCAAUACAGUGCGCCCUGCAUUCCAGCUGAUCAAAACUGCACCAGAAUACUCUUUGGUCUCUUCAAUCUUCUUUAUGCUGUUGCCAGACGAAGUUUAUGUAUAUGGUGAUUGUGCAAUCAAUCCAGAUCCAGAUGCUGAACAAUUGGCGGAGAUUGCAAUUCAAUCUGCAGAUUCGGCAAAAGCAUUUGGUAUUGAUCCACGUAUUGCCAUGAUUUCUUAUUCAACCGGCACUUCAGGUGCAGUGUUGGCCGCUCUAAAGCACCAGACUCUCAAGUGGCUGGGCGUGCCAAUGUAUUUAUUUUUCCAGAUCUCAAUACAGGCAAUACCACCUAUAAAGCAGUUCAGCGCUCUGCCAAUGUCGUCAGUGUUGGUCCUAUGCUGCAAGUCAGAACAACAAGCUGCACAUUAA